Molecule: messenger RNA, 292 nt
Organism: Fragaria vesca subsp. vesca
Lineage: Eukaryota; Viridiplantae; Streptophyta; Magnoliopsida; Rosales; Rosaceae
Product: glutathione gamma-glutamylcysteinyltransferase 1-like
Exons: 2
Coding region: 10-222 (70 amino acids)
Source: RefSeq, a predicted model, not a curated record
UGCAUAGGGAUGCAUCCAUCUACAGGUGAUGUUCUCACAGUACUUCUAUUGGCGCUGCCUCCACUCAUAUGGUCAGGCAUUAAAGAAGCAAAGCUACUGGAGGAUAUUAAUGGUCUUGUAUCAACUGAUUGUCUUACCUUCUUUGCUUCAAGGGGAGGUUCUGUUCUUGCGAGGCAAAUUCACUUUCUCAUGACAGAUAGUGGAGCAUCUUCUCACUCAUAACUAUACAAUGACUUCUUAAACCAUUCAUAAUACCUCAUAAUACCAGACUGUACUUUUUGAAAAUUUUUGU